Messenger RNA from Neoarthrinium moseri, 1617 nucleotides. RefSeq lists its product as uncharacterized. Gene Ontology annotation, biological process: proteasome-mediated ubiquitin-dependent protein catabolic process. Gene Ontology annotation, molecular function: ubiquitin binding. The transcript has 2 exons. Gene Ontology annotation, cellular component: nucleus. Lineage: Eukaryota; Fungi; Ascomycota; Sordariomycetes; Amphisphaeriales; Apiosporaceae. The record is from RefSeq and is a predicted model, not a curated record. The coding region runs from base 1 to 1617 and encodes 538 amino acids.
AUGGACGAAGAUGUCGCCCAGUUCAUGACCAUUACCGGCAUCGAUAACGAGCGCGUGGCCCGGGGCUACCUCGAGAUAUCGGGCAGCGACCCUAUGCAGGCCAUACAACUGUUCUUCGAGAGCCCCGAGCUGGCCGCCAACUUCACCAACCCCGCCAGUGCCGCCGCCGCCCAGUCCUCGCCCGCUCCCUCGCGUUCUACCCGCGGCGGACGGUCAGCCUUCGCCGGCCGCGAGGAUGCCCAGGGCGUCAUCACCAUAGACUCAGACGACGACGGCGACGACCACGAUGUAGAGAUGAGCCAGGCCGACAACGACGACGGCGGCGACGACGAUAUCGCUGCAGUGGCGCGCGCUGCCCAGGAGGAGGACGACGCCGACAUGGCCAGGAGGCUGCAAGAGGAGAUGUACGGCCAGGGCACAGUUGGUGGUGGCGGCGACGAAGAGGGCAUCCGAGCGCCCAUGGGCCGCACCACAGAGACCCUGGUGGCUCCGGAUCCGUCGUGGAGUUUGGAAGAUGACAGGGAAGCCGCCGUCCUGGAACAGCUCCGCCGCAGACGGCAACCGCCUUCGAGGAACCCUUUCAGUCAGGCAUCGGUGUGGGACGACCCAGGUGCCCCCGGUGUAGGUGUGCCACCCGUCCCGAUGGGCUCGCGCCCUGGCGGACCCCCGGCAGGCGGCCGAAGCCAGAGAUUGGCCGACAUGUUUCGGCCUCCGUACGACCUGAUCUCGCAUCUUUCGUGGGACGAUGCGCGGCAGGAGGGCAAGGAUGAGAAGAGGUGGAUCAUGGUUAACGUCCAGGACAUGAGCGACUUCAACUGUCAAACAUUGAAUCGGGAUCACUGGAAAGAUGAAAACAUCAAGGCCUUGUUGAAGGAGCACUUCAUCUUCCUGCAGUACGAUAAGGACAGCCCUCGCGCCCAGGAGUACAUCGGUUUCUACUUUGGCCAGGGCUAUGAGAACCCCGACAACUAUCCAUAUGUUGCCAUCAUCGACCCUCGGACGGGGGAGCAGGUCAAGUUAUGGUCCGGCCCUCCUUUCCCCGGCAAGGCCGAAUUCUACUCGGAACUGAUCGAAUUCCUUGAUCGUUACAGCCUGGCAGCCAACAGCAAGAAUCCUGUCCCCAAGACCAAGCCCAAGUCCAAACCGGUAGAUUUCGACCGUCUGACGGAGGAACAACAAUUGGAGAUGGCCCUGCAGAACAGCCUCGAGUCCAAUGGCAGUUCGUCCAAAGCUAGACCCAGCGAGCAGGACCCCGACGAGCUUACCAAGUCCAUCCCCGAUCUCGCCAAGCGUGAAGGAACAUCAGCCACAGCAUCACCCUUCUCUUUGAUCUCGUCGAAUGACCCUCAUGUAGAGCCAGAGCACAACCCAGCCACCGCGACCCGGAUCCAAUUCAGGCACCCUGCCGGUCGUGUAAUUCGAAGAUUUGAAACUGCAGAUCCAGUGCGUCGUAUCUACGAGUGGCUCAAGGCUGAGCCACUCGAUGGCAAGGAGGGUGUUCCGUUCGAGCUCAAAGCACAGCCAGGUGGGGAUUUGAUCGAUAAGCUAGAUAUCUCCAUCGAGCAGGCCGGACUCAAACAGGGCACCGUCAUGAUCGAGUUUCUUGAGGACGAGUAG